ACCUGUUGUCCACGUGGACAGGAGCGGACAUCUCACGCCCAUCUGCAAGGCCCCCUGCAUCCAAGCUCCGAGACAUGGCAGCCGACGGCAGCAAGGUGGCCGACGGGCAGAUCGCCACAGAGGUCAGCGAGGCCCCCGUGGCCAGCGACAAACCUAAGACCCUGGUGGUGAAGGUGCAGAAGAAGACGGGGGACCUCCCCGACCGGGACACGUGGAAAGGCCGCUUCGACUUCCUCAUGUCCUGCGUGGGCUACGCCAUUGGCCUGGGCAACGUCUGGAGGUUCCCCUAUCUCUGCGGGAAGAACGGUGGAGGGGCCUUCCUGAUCCCCUACUUCCUGACGCUCAUCUUCGCGGGCGUCCCGCUGUUCCUGCUCGAGUGCUCCCUGGGUCAGUACACAUCCAUCGGGGGCCUGGGUGUGUGGAAGCUGGCCCCCAUGUUCAAGGGGGUGGGCCUCGCCGCCGCGGUGCUGUCCUUCUGGCUGAACAUCUACUACAUCGUCAUCAUCUCCUGGGCCAUCUACUACCUGUACAACUCCUUCACCACCACAUUGCCGUGGAAACAGUGCGACAAUCCCUGGAACACAGACCACUGCUUCUCCAACUACAGCAUCGCCAACACCACCAACAUGACCAGUGCCGUGGUGGAGUUCUGGGAGCGAAACAUGCACCAGAUGACUGACGGACUGGAUAAGCCCGGCCAGAUCCGCUGGCCGCUGGCCAUCACCCUGGCCAUCGCCUGGAUCUUGGUGUAUUUCUGCAUCUGGAAAGGAGUUGGCUGGACUGGAAAGGUGGUCUACUUCUCCGCCACGUACCCCUACGUCAUGCUCAUCGUGCUGUUCUUCCGCGGAGUGACGCUGCCCGGGGCCAAGGAGGGCAUCCUCUUCUACAUCACGCCCAACUUCCGCAAGCUGUCGGACUCGGAGGUGUGGCUGGACGCGGCCACCCAGAUCUUCUUCUCCUACGGGCUGGGCCUCGGGUCCCUGAUCGCGCUGGGGAGCUACAACUCCUUCCACAACAAUGUCUACAGGGACUCCAUCAUCGUCUGCUGCAUCAAUUCCUGCACGAGCAUGUUUGCAGGAUUCGUCAUCUUCUCCAUUGUGGGCUUCAUGGCCCAUGUCACCAAGAGAUCCAUUGCAGAUGUGGCGGCUUCAGGCCCUGGGCUGGCCUUCCUAGCAUACCCAGAGGCGGUGACCCAGCUUCCCAUCUCUCCUCUGUGGGCCAUCCUGUUCUUCUCCAUGCUGCUCAUGUUGGGUAUCGACAGCCAGUUCUGCACUGUGGAAGGAUUUAUCACAGCCCUGGUGGAUGAGUACCCCAGACUGCUUCGCAACCGCAGGGAGCUCUUCAUCGCUGCCGUCUGCAUCAUCUCCUACCUAAUUGGCCUCUCCAACAUCACUCAGGGGGGCAUCUAUGUCUUCAAACUUUUCGACUACUACUCUGCCAGUGGCAUGAGCCUGCUGUUCCUUGUGUUCUUUGAGUGUGUUUCCAUUUCCUGGUUUUAUGGUGUCAACCGAUUCUAUGACAAUAUCCAGGAGAUGGUUGGCUCCAGACCCUGCAUCUGGUGGAAACUGUGCUGGUCCUUCUUCACCCCUAUCAUCGUGGCGGGCGUGUUCCUCUUCAGCGCCGUGCAGAUGACGCCUCUCACCAUGGGAAGCUACGUUUUCCCCAAGUGGGGCCAGGGCGUGGGCUGGCUCAUGGCCUUGUCCUCCAUGGUCCUCAUCCCCGGCUACAUGGCCUACAUGUUCCUCACCCUGAAAGGCUCUCUGAAGCAGCGCCUCCAGGUCAUGAUCCAGCCCAGCGAAGACAUUGUGCGCCCCGAGAACGGUCCCGAGCAGCCCCAGGCAGGCAGCUCAGCCAGCAAGGAGGCUUAUAUCUAG
Molecule: messenger RNA, 1874 nt
Organism: Dipodomys ordii (Ord's kangaroo rat)
Lineage: Eukaryota; Metazoa; Chordata; Mammalia; Rodentia; Heteromyidae
Gene: Slc6a1
Product: solute carrier family 6 (neurotransmitter transporter), member 1
Exons: 14
Coding region: 75-1874 (599 amino acids)
Biological process (GO): sodium ion transmembrane transport; neurotransmitter transport
Cellular component (GO): axon; plasma membrane; cell surface
Molecular function (GO): gamma-aminobutyric acid:sodium:chloride symporter activity
Source: RefSeq, a predicted model, not a curated record